Molecule: messenger RNA, 7238 nt
Organism: Myripristis murdjan (pinecone soldierfish)
Lineage: Eukaryota; Metazoa; Chordata; Actinopteri; Holocentriformes; Holocentridae
Product: matrix-remodeling-associated protein 5
Exons: 18
Coding region: 1-7230 (2409 amino acids)
Molecular function (GO): protein binding
Source: RefSeq, a predicted model, not a curated record
AUGUUAGUCCACACGAACCGCGAGGGCUCCCGCAGUUCGCACGGCUCCAAAGGAGGAGGGGGAGGGGGCGGUGGCCCCGGCUGGACCGACAUGGAUGUCGUCGAUGUGCACGCCUACGUGGGCCUGCUCCUCCUGGCCGGGGUGUACAGGUCCCGGGCCAAGGCCGCGGUCAGCCUGUGGGAUGCGGAGUGUGGCAGACCCAUGUUCCGAGCCACCAUGUCCCUGAAGCGCUUCUAUGCCUGCUCCAAGGCUCUCCGCUUCGACAACCCGGCCACGAGGCCUGUGAGGCGCGCCUCGGACAAACUGGACGCCGUCAGGGAGCUGUGGGACGAGUGGUCCGCUGGGCUACGACCCCGGCCACGAGGUGACGGUGGACGAGCAACUGGUCCAGUUUUGAGGUGGAUUGAUGGCGUGAGCUUGCAGCCAGCCAGCCAUCCAGUCAUGGCGCUGUGGUGGUGCGCUACCGUCUUCUGCAGGUCGGCUGCAGUGUGGUUUCCCCUGCUGCUCUCCUCUCUCCUGUGGCCAACGAUCUCUCCUGUCCAUGGCGCUCCAUCCUGCCCGCGGAGCUGCAGCUGUCCAGGUGUUAAAGAGGUUCACUGUACAUUCAGACACCUCGCCGCCAUACCAAAAACCUUCCCCAGAGACACAGAAAGAAUCAACCUGGGUUAUAACAGCCUGACGCAGGUGGAGGGGUCAGAAUUCAGCUCGCUGCGGCAACUGGAGAUGCUCAUGUUGCAUGGCAACGACAUUAGCACGGUUCACCCUGGGGCCUUCUAUAGCCUGAGAUCACUACAGAUCUUGAAGAUGAGUUACAAUAAGCUCACAUCGGUGAGCCCUGGUCUGUUCGAGGGUCUGGUUGGUCUGAUCCGUCUCCAUUUGGACCACAACCUCAUCCAUUUCAUAGAGCCCUACUCUUUCUCUGGCCUCACCUCUCUGAAGCUCCUGCAGCUGGAGGGGAAUCUCCUCAAGGAGAUCCACCCUCACACCUUCAUAACGGUGUCACUACUGGGAACCUUCUGGACGUCCGGACUGAAACACCUACACCUGUCAGACAACCUGUUGGAGCAGCUCCCUGCUGCAGUGCUACAGACAGCUCCCAGGCUGGAGCUCCUUGCUCUUCAUGGUAAUCCCUGGACCUGCGACUGUCAGCUCCACUGGCUGGUAGAGUGGAACUCCAAACAUGAGGGGGUAAUAAAGUGUAAGAAAGAACGUGACCCAGCAUCUGGUGAGACCUGCCCCCAGUGCUCCUCUCCACAACCCUUGAAUGGGAGCCUCUUUCUAGGAUUAACUCCCGACAAGCUUACCUGCGAGCGCCCAGUCCUCCGCUCCCCUCUCAAAAAGCAGGACAGCCCAGUGUGGGCUGAAUCUGACACAGAGCCUGAUUUGCCAUAUACCUAUGACCUUGAAAAACCUUUGGGUCACCUGACCAUCGUUCUCUCCGACAGUCAUAGUAAUAAUGCCCAAGUAGCAUGUGAUGUCCGCCGGCCUGGCAUUCAUUCCCCGAUGACUUGGACAGAGAGUCCACAUGCACCUGGAGAGAUAUCCGUAAACGUGUCACUUGUGACCGUCCUUGAGUGUGAGAUUGAUCGGGAGGCGCUGCAGAAUCUAUGGCGAUUGGUUGCAUAUUACUAUGAAAGCCCUGCUAUCUUAGAAAGAGGCCUACAAAGAAGAAAUACUACCGGGACAACCUAUCAAUAUGCCCAAGCUGUUAAUGAAAAUUCCCCGUACUUCACAGAGUUAAAGGGUUAUUUGGUGGCAGAACCUUCAUGGCUGCUUCAACCCAGAGUCACUUUGCAGCUCAACAGACGUCAGACAACAACCAAGAAACUUGUGAUGGACUUUACUACUGUGAUCUCCAAGAAGAUCAACAACCGUGGAGGGCAGGAAGAUGACAACGAUGACUUUGCUUCCUCCUGGGCACUGAUUCACAGAGGAACAGCGGGGCGGGUUCAGUCUGCUCUUGAAGGUUCAAAGGUCCACUUGGAGUGCAGUGUUGUCAGCUCAGGUUCAGAGGUUAACGUAGAGUGGAUGCUGCCAGAUCUGUCCAUUGUUGAAGGUACAACUGAUAAAAUUGAAAUCUCUGAAAGAGGGGAACUUGUAAUUCUGAAUACCACACUGUCUGACUCAGGCCUCUACCACUGUGUGGUCAGAACCAAAGCUGGUGUGGACAUGGUGCCUGUGAGGCUCACUAUCAAAGAACGCUCCCUCAGCCCGAGUGCUUUCAAUGCUCAAACAAUAACACUUGAGAAGGGGCGCUUGCUUGCUCUCCCUUGCGAAGUGACCUCAGCACAGCCCAGUCAAACUAUCUGGUACCUGCCCAAAAAUCAGAUUCUUCUCCCCUCUCAGCAGACUAGAAGGGCAGAAGUGAUGGAAAAUGGGACUUUGGUGGUAAAGAAAUUGACACAAGAAGAUGCAGGGGAAUACAGCUGCAUAGCUUCAAAUCUGUAUGGAGUUGACAUGUUAUCACACAUGGUGGAAGUCAGUGGAGAGAAGGAAAUGGAUAGCUCCAAAGUACAGACAGAAAAAGAGCAGAAGAUCUUAAUUGUCCAUGAGGAUGACCAAGAGGGAUCAGGGGGAGAUUACCAGGAAAUUAAACGCCCUUUUUCUACACAGAUGCCAAGGAGGGUAGGGACGCAGCAGAGGAAUCCUGGUCGGUUUAUGAAAGGGAGAAGACUUAAAGAUUCUAAGAGAAAACCUAAUAAAUCUGUAAAGGAAUUAGAUCCAAAUCGCUGGGCAGAGAUAUUGGCUAAAGCUAACACUAAAUCAAAUACAGCUCUGCCAUCACAACCAGAGGCUAGCACCAUAAUGGCAACUACUGUCAGGGUUGAAACUAGUACACCCCAACCUACCACUGCAACAACCCCAACCACUACCACUACUACUAGUGCUACAACUACUAGUACAAUAAAUUUGAAUAUCAAUACAAGCGAUAAAUAUGAGUCUCAUUCAACAGAAAAAGAAAAGGAGAAAGAUGAGGAGUAUGAUACAUCGCAAAAACAGCGAGAGGUUGUACAAUCCCCCCUUGAACAACCAGCGGUUGAGCCAAUCACGCAGUCACAGAAUAAGCCUACUGGAGAGGGGAGGGGGAGCCCAAGACCUUCACCUGGCUUGUCCAACAGGAGGAGGCCACCUUAUAGACGGAGGAGACCACCGAUGAGAAGAGUCCAUCCGCAUCUGAACCCCUCCCACCGCUCAUCAAAGCAAUCUACCACCACUACCACCACUACGCCAACAACGACCACAACAACCACAACUACAACUACAACCACAACGACUACAACGGCUGCUCCAACCACAGUGGACAUACAUGAAGUUUCAAAUGCUGACUAUGAGACAGAGGAGGAUGAAAGUGAUUUAGAAUAUGAAGUUUAUGAUGACAAAGAUAAUGAUAGUUCAGAUGCAAAAGAAGAUGUAAAUCACAGAGACAGAACAAGAGAAGAGGGCAGAUGGAAAGAACAAGAGGAGGAAAAGAUGGAAGAGCCAAAAGCAAAGCCUGCGGUCCCCAGUUUCCCUAGAAUGGAUCCAGUUCACCCCUGGCUCCACCAGCACAACGAGAGAAAGGAUCAAACCUCCUCCUCCAGGCCACCACACACAGAUCAAGCCAGAAAUGGUCCUGGGUCAUACCCUGUGCCCACCUACAUGCCCUGGCCUCUCCCCCACCUCAGGCUUCAAGAGUCAAGGGUCACCAAUCGACCAGAAAUCACUGCAGAAACGGUCAAGCCCACACGUGUGGUUUCUGGAUCAGUGGGAAAUGCCAGAUUUGUAUCCACCACUCCCCAGCCAUCACAUCAUUAUCAUCAAAUCCAUCAGCUUGGUGGGGGGAGCAGGACUCAAACCAUAGAUCAGCUGUUUCUGUCAAGGCUGAGGAACAGAUACAGACAGGCACAGCUUGAUCGCAUCGCUCAGCUAGGGAGGAGGGUAACUUAUCCACUGACACCCAUACCUCAUUUAAACCACCACAACACUCCAUCCUCCAUCACACCCAAACCCAGCCUUCCAUCCCCACACAAACCCCACACAACAAAACCACCAGCACCCACUGCUUCGUACACCUACACUCUGAAACCUCCGAAAUCUGCUGCACCCCAAUCAUCAUCUCUCUCCAGUUUCCUCCCUACAUCCCUCCCUCGGCCCCACACCACCCCGGGGGUUCUGUAUGGAGGACGAAUCAGCUCUCUGCGUCCCACUGCUGUGCCUCCUAUGCCGGGGCUGUUGGGAGCGGGAGGUGGUGGGAUAAAGCCCCGUAUCACCACGGUAACCACAGCCAGCAUGUCAGUACUGGCAGAGAGUGAUGUGUUCCUGCCCUGUGAAGCAACAGGAAACCCUGAACCCAACAUGGCAUGGACCAAAGUCUCCACAGGUGCCACUAUCCCAGCCAACACCAAGCAUGGUGUCCGCUUUGAGGUCUUCAAAAAUGGGACUUUUGUUAUAAGAAACAUCCAGCUCCAGGAUCGAGGCCAGUACCUGUGCACAGCCCAUAACAGGUUUGGCUCGGAUCGCAUGGUGAUUACCUUGGCUGUCCAGACUGAGGCCCCCAAAAUCCUACCUCCAAAGUCCACAGAAGUAGCAGUCUACUUAGGAAAGAGUAUCAGUCUUGAAUGCCUUGCUUCUGGAAGACCACCAGCCCAGAUUUCCUGGAUUCUUCCAGACAGGACAUUUGUUCGUGAAGUCGGCAAUGCCCAGACUCUUCUCCGAACAGUGUCUCUGUUUCAAAAUGGGACUCUCCGAAUUCAGUCUGCUAAUUUCUCCAGCAAAGGGGACUACAAGUGUAUUGCAAGCAAUGCCGCAGGUGCUGAUACAAUUACUUAUCAUGUCCAUGUAGCGGCUCUGCCUCCAAGUAUCAGCGAGGGUGCACUGGAUACAGUGAUCAUUCAGCCAGGUGGAAGUGUGUAUGUACAUUGCUCCGCCAAAGGUGAACCAGUGCCCACAAUGAAAUGGACACUCCCAUCAGGGGUCCAAGUCAAGCCGUCACAGUUCCUGGGACGCAGGCUGUUUGUCUUCCCCAAUGGGACACUUUAUGUGAGGAAAGUUUCACCAGCCGAUGCUGGAAGGUAUGAGUGUUUAGCCACUAAUGCUGUGGGCAUCGCCAGAAGAACUCUCCAGCUGGAAGUGAAAGCAGAUCUCCCCUUGUCACCUCACCAGCCUCUUCCUCUCCCCAUCCCUCCAUCCAACCGCCAUGCUGUCCCCGGGCCAUCCCGGCAGCACUCUGUGUCAGCGAUGUACGGUUCAACUGUCUACCUCCACUGCCCAGAGUCCACUGGGUCAACAAGAGGUACAAUCUGGCAGUUACCCUCCAAGACCAUAAUGGAGCAUCGAUACAGUCCAGAGAGGCCAAUUACAGUGUUUCGUAAUGGGACUCUGAGGAUCCUACAGCUAACAGAGUUGGAUGGUGGAAAUUAUCUGUGUGUCUUCCAGCGGCCUAAUGGGGAGGAUAUGGAGCUCUUCCAGGUGGAGGUGUUAAUGACUCCGCCCAGAAUUGAACAUGUGAGAACUCCACAGACCAGGGUCACUUUUGGACAGAACUUCCAGGUGGACUGCGUAGCAACUGGCCUCCCCGAUCCAGAAGUUUCAUGGAGUCUCCCAGAUGGAACCUUAAUCAACAACGCCCUUCAGUCGGAUGACAGCGGCCUCCGCAAUCGCCGGUUUGUGAUGUUUGGCAAUGGAACUUUACUCCUCCAGCAGAUGGGCAAAAAAGACGAAGGUGACUACACAUGCUAUGCCAAGAACAAAUUGGGCAAGGAUGAAAGAAAGCUAAGUGUGAAAGUGGGACCGGAUGCUCCGAGAAUUCGUUUUAAAUCACAGUCCCUGGUGAUGGCAAGGUUUGGAGAAUCAGCUAAGUUAAGUUGUCAGGCAGUUGGCGAGCCUACACCAAGAAUCAUGUGGAUCUCACCAGAAAAUUAUGUAAUUCAAGGGCCAUCAGAUAGAUACCAGACUUUGGACGAUGGUAUGUUAGUGGUGAAAAAAGUGACGCUUGCUGAUCAAGGAAAGUAUACUUGCAUGGCACGAAAUUCUGCUGGUGAUGAUGUUAAAUAUGUGAAACUUGAAGUCGAGUCUCAGGAACCCUUUAUCAGUGGCGUGAAAGGAAAGAGCACCACAAAAGUUUUGGCUGUUUCCUACCAGACAGCACUACUGGAUUGCAGAGUGGAAGGGAAACCUGAGCCAAGAGUUUCGUGGGUUACACCUUAUGGUCACUCACUCCCCACACCCUACCUGGGCGGUCGCUUCCAAGUCCACCGAAAUGGAAGUUUGGAGCUAAGAGGGGUGAGGAAAACAGAUGAAGGAAGAUACAUGUGCCUGGCUAAAAACCAUCUAGGUGAAGCUUCACUUUUGGUUGAACUGGAUGUGGCAUCAAUAGCUGAGAAACCAAGCUUUGCUGUUCCCAAUAUUGAAAUCUUACCCAUUAAGCAAGACAGUGGGGAACUGACCUUGGAAUGCCCUGCUCGUGGCAAGCCACACCCAGAGUUUGCAUGGCUCCUACCCAAUGGGACGAUGCUAACGCCUGGUGCUAAACUCCAGCGUUUCACUCAUCAUCUCGGAAACGGGACUCUUCGAAUCUCUCAACCAGUUGCAAGUGACAAGGGAGUGUACCGGUGCAUAGCAAAAAAUGUAGCAGGGCAAGCAGAAAAACGUUAUGCUCUGGAGGCCGGCAGAAAGCCAGUGAUAAGAGGAUCUACAGGUAAGAUGAAGAUCACUUAUGGCCAGAGCCUGAACCUGCCCUGCUCUGUGGAUGGCUGGCCGCAGGCAUCAAUCUCAUGGAUCCUACCCAAUGGCGUUGUUUUGGACAAACCUCAAACAGCUGGCCGGGUUUCCUUCCUAGCCAACGGGACACUCCACCUCAGACAGGUUGCCACCUUUGACAAGGGAACAUACACCUGUAAAGCCUCCAACACCUUUGGCUUGUCAACACUGUCCUACCCAGUUGCUGUGAUGGUUUUCCCACCACGCAUCACCAACGCGCCAGCCUCCGUCACUAGAGUCAACCGAGGAUCACCAGUGAUGUUACACUGUGUUGCCGCUGGUGUUCCCAAACCGGAUAUUUCAUGGACGUUGCCUGGACGCACCACCUUGGUUCCUCACAACCGAUUUACAGUGCAAGGAGGAAUCCACAUGACAGAGGAGGGGAGUCUGGUUAUACAGAACCCUGUGCUUAUGAACUCAGGCAUUUACAAAUGCAAUGCUAAAAAUGCCCUUGGGACAGACUUUAAAUCUACAUACCUACAAGUCAAUUGAGUGACAGC